This is a messenger RNA of Arctia plantaginis, 315 nucleotides long. Lineage: Eukaryota; Metazoa; Arthropoda; Insecta; Lepidoptera; Erebidae. The record is from the annotation of a GenBank genome assembly.
AUGGAUAAAGAGGAAACUAUUUUUCAAGAAAUGUCUGACGAAGAGAUUAUAAAAGAGAUUUCUAGUUAUACAACAAUAAAUCAGGAAGAUGACGACGUAGUAAUUGCAACUACUCCGCAAGUGAAAGCACAAGAUGCAAUUGACGCCUUUGAGCUGGGUUUGGGAUGGCAAUGGGCUGAAGAAAAUGGUGCAUCCUACAACGAACUUCUACUUUUGAGAAGACUGAGGGACAAAGCUUUAAUCUCGCGUUUCAACAAUGUUAAACAAAAAAAAUUGAUGAAUAUUUUCAUGCUUCUUAAUUUGAUUGAUUCAUAG